AUGUGCUCCCAUUGCACAGAGAAUGUUCCUGUCAAAACUGACCUCGGCCUGGCAAUGUUCGACGUCAUCUCCCAACAAGAUGAAAGUGGAGUCUGGAGUAUGACAGACAACACUAAUCGUCACUUGCAAGCGCUGUUUGCUGCUGUUGCUGCGUACAACGCUCCGCCACUUGAAAAUGGGGGACGACCCCUUGCGAAGCGUACAGCGGUUAUUUGGGCACAGAAGGAGUUUUGGAGGAGGAAAUUCCUUCAGAGGCCUAUCCCGGGUUCAUAG
Penicillium hordei is the source of this 273-nucleotide messenger RNA. RefSeq lists its product as uncharacterized. Lineage: Eukaryota; Fungi; Ascomycota; Eurotiomycetes; Eurotiales; Aspergillaceae. The coding region runs from base 1 to 273 and encodes 90 amino acids. The transcript is spliced from 2 exons. The record is from RefSeq and is a predicted model, not a curated record.